This is a messenger RNA of Paramecium tetraurelia, 309 nucleotides long. RefSeq lists its product as uncharacterized. The transcript has a single exon. The record is from RefSeq and is a predicted model, not a curated record. Lineage: Eukaryota; Ciliophora; Oligohymenophorea; Peniculida; Parameciidae.
AUGACAGACUUGAAAUUGUGGAAGAAAAAGUAACGGAUAGAUGAUUCAGUCAAAAUGUUUAUUAUUGUGCUUGGUUAUGGAGAUAUAGCUAAAGCGUUAUUAUAUAGAGGUUGGGUAAAGAAUCCAAAUAGUGUAAGUCCAUGUUUUGAUUUCAAAUUCAGAAAUAGACUAUAAUAAUUUAUAAGAAUUUUAGAUUGUGAAUCACUUAGUUAAGUUUAUAUGUUUAACCAUUAAAGUUGGAUUAUGUAAAUCUCUAAGCAAUUUAAUUUAGUUCAAUAAUAGAUACACAUUCUACCCAAGGGCAUUUGA